This is a messenger RNA of Sclerotinia trifoliorum, 1719 nucleotides long. The record is from the annotation of a GenBank genome assembly. Lineage: Eukaryota; Fungi; Ascomycota; Leotiomycetes; Helotiales; Sclerotiniaceae.
CCAAAGCACCUUAACAAUAAUAAUUGUAAGUAGAUCUUACCUUUCAUCACCAUCACUAUACGACCAUAUUAUAGUCAAAACUGAGAAGUACCAUCACGAAACUCGAACUAGAACUCGAACAGCGACUCGAAUUUAAGCUGUUAUUGAACCAUUUGCACUCCACAUCAGCUUACAAUUGAAGAACUGGAAAGAGCGCGAUCCCAAACCCAAAGCUAUUGUUGAACUGGACUUGGAGUAGAUGAAAUAAUCCAUACAUUUUUUGCGCAUCCCAUCGAUUCACAGCAGUCUGCGGUCAUGGCAUUUAAUGGCCCUAUCAAUGAGAAUUAUCCGAUGCCCAGUGCGGCGGACAGUGCUACUGUAUCGCAUGUUCAAAAGGGCUUCAAGAUCAGUGCGCGCAAACUUCCAAUAUCGAAAUCAGGCCCAAUAGACGAGAUGUCCGAGAAGCUUGGCAUACCCGUUCCAGAGAUGAUUUUUGGCGAUAAUAUGGUUGCAAUCGAGCACCUAGCAAGUGGAUGGCGCAUGGAAUUUAAUGCAUGCGAUGCUCUGGACCGAGUUGACAAGACGGACAAGAAUAUGUUAAAAGUAGCUUAUUCGAAGCAGUGGUCAAGCAGCAGGUAAUAUUUCAAAUGUUUCAUUGCGCACCAUUCAGGACUAACAUGGUUCAGGGAGAAGACCCACGAAGGUAUUAAAGAAAUUGUCAAGCCAUUUGACUGGUCGUACACAACAGAUUAUAAAGGCACUAUAACAAGUGGUAAACCGUUUGCACUGGAUAACUCCGAUCCAAUACCUAUUGCACUUCUCAAACGUCAAGAUCCUAUCCUGUUCUUCGAAGAAGUUGUCUUAUACGAGAGUGAGCUAGACGACAAUGGAAUAUCCGUGUUUUCUUGCAAAUUACGGGUUAUGCCCGAUCGAAUGCUUCUCCUGUGCAGAUUGUUCAUGAGGCUCGAUAAUGUUCUCAUUAGGAUUAGAGAUACUAGAAUAUAUGUCGACUUUAACACAAGUAAAGUGAUCCGGGACUAUACUGAGAGAGAGGAUGCAUUUGACAGUGUCAAAAAGGUGACUUGGCCAUCAUUUAUCCGAUGACUUUACUAACUUUCAGUAGAACCUUCUUUACUCUGGAAAGCUCCCGGAUGAUCUUACUAUAGCCAUGCGUGAUCCAAAUCAGAUCGCACAGUUAGUACCUGAAGUUACCCAUACGAUCGAAAAAUUGACGCUUCCUUAAGCUCUAUUCCCGAUACAGAUUCGAAUAUUUCCUGAGGAAUAAUGAGAUGUCAGUUAAUGGGUACAAGAGAGAUCAUAGGAUUGGCGCCAGGCCUACUAUCCCAAUCCAUCAUCCUCGGGAUGAACUUGCCAUGAACUGAUAUGACACUUAGAAUACAAUACUUGUGAUUGAUUCUUUGACAUUUUGUCUUUGCUGCACAAGAGUAAAGCUCAUGGUAAGUCCAAUAUUUGAUCCGCGGUUACUCUAGAUACAGGAAAUCUGAGGCGAUGAAACUCGUGGGGACGUCCAUCAGAGCCAUCAAUUCAACAGCCUAACCUGUCUGGUAUUAAAUGGGUGUAUAUCGAAGGGUCUCCUGUUGCAUAAGAAAUAUGAUCAGAAGGGGUUUGAGAAAGGAGUGGAAAGGUUCGAACUCCAUAGACAUCUGAGAUGGGCUGGUUAGUUGUAUAGCUUGAAUCUGAAUGAAAACUGCUACGUACGGAGUUGCUCCAUCAGACUUU